This is a messenger RNA of Symbiodinium natans, 1812 nucleotides long. NCBI's taxonomy places the organism in Eukaryota, Dinophyceae, Suessiales, Symbiodiniaceae. The record is from the annotation of a GenBank genome assembly.
AUGGCCAACAUCAAGCCCCCGAUUGCUUUGCACGCCGCCUGGAUAGUAGGUUUCAUUUGCAGUGCUUUCGGUGGCCGACCUGGGAUGGUCAACGGUGCGACUGGCGCUUUCGCGGCUAUUAUUGGCACCUUCAUCCCGCCGGCUGGAACGGGCAACAAUGGCGAGGGAGUGGAGCUGCUCUUCCCCUCAGUGAUGCUUGCCGGGCUCCUCAUGGUGGUUGUAUCCGUGACAAAGCUCUCUCGCUUCAUCACACUGCUGCCGUCACCAGUCAUGCUGGGCUUCUGCAACGGCCUGGCCAUCGUCAUCGGCUUGUCCCAGCUGCAUCCGUUUGAGGACCCUGUGACCCACCACUGGAAGGAGGGGCCGGAGAUGAUUUGGAUGCUGGUUAUCUGCUUCUCCAGCAUGAUUGUCAUGGAGUUCCUGCCCAAGAUACCGUUGAAGAUCUUCAAAGUCAUCCCUUCGUCGCUGUUGGCGAUCAUCACGGCCAUCGUGAUCGAGUUCGCAAUCGUGCGAAGCACCGGCUCGAGAACAGCCACCAUUCGUGACGUCAGCGAGUUCACGCUCGACACCGCUUUUCCAAUUCCUUUCUUUGUCAGCACGGACGCCGUGAGCUACAACCUGAGCAGCAUCUUAACAGGUGAUGGCAUUUCCAAGAUCAUUAUCCAGGGGAUCUUCUUGUGCCUCGUGGGCUCUAUCGAGUCACUGAUGACAGCCGAGGUCGUUGAGUCCUUCACCAAGGAGCCCGGGAAUGGUGACCGCACCGUUAUGGCCAUGGGGGCGGCCAACGUGCUCAGCGGCUUCCUGGGUGGCAUGGGCGGCAAUGCUAUGAUCGGCUUGUCAACGGUGAAUUGCCUCAACGGCGGCAAGGGCCGGCUGGGUCCAUGCGUCACAGCUCUGGGCAUCAUGGCCUGCGUGAUGGGUGCAUAUCCGCUUCUCAACUUCAUCCCCGUGGCCGCCCUCGCAGGCAUCAUGCUUGUCGUGGUUCUGCACACCUUCAAGUGGUUUACCAUCCCGAUGAUCCUGGCCGCAUUCCUCCCCAAGAGCAUGCGCGAGAAGCUGGGCCUGCAGCGAAAGGUGCCGCGGAUAGAUGCCAUGGUCAUCAUCGUGGUGACGAUCUUGUGCAAGUGGCCUGCAGGCACCAAUAUCGCCGUGGCUGUGGGUGUGGGGGUGGCCAUUUGCUCGGUGUCCUAUGCAUGGACAUCCGCAGACACGUUCGAAGUCAUCGUGUCUGAGAAGGAAGAUUUGAAGCAGUACUUCAUUCACGGGCCUUUCUUUUUCACCUCUGCCAAUCGCUUCCUGAAGAUUUUGAAUGCGGAUGAGGACCCGGAGAAGGUUGAAGUCGUCUUCUCCGAAGCCACAUCCUUGUUCGACUACUCGGCUAUGCAGGCCAUGAACAAGGUCAGCGCUGAGUACAAGUCCAAGGGUAAACAGAUCGUCUUCAAGUCCCUGUGCUCGAAGAGCACCAAACUUAUCAACAAGGCCUCGCACUUGAUGUCCGAGACGGAGUACACGGAGCGAGAUAUGGAGGUGGCUGACCUGCACGGCGUGGAGUGGGGUGGCGGCGAUCUGCCUGAGGGGGGUGAGCUCGGGCAUGCACUUUCCAGGUACGGGCUGCCGAGCCUGCAGCAGCAGCCUGGCUCCCGCAACGGAACGAAAGACUCGGCGCAAGUCGUGAGCGCGAACGACCUGACAGUGGUCGUGGGCAACGUGAACGAGGCCGCUGACAUUCUCAAGGAGCCGGCUCGGUCGCCCUCCAGGUCCAGACGCACGCCUGGCUGCAUCGUCAUAUGCCCUUGCAGCUCUCCCAUCUGA